GAUGACCAGAGACUGCGGACACAGUACAGGGGAUGACCAGAGACUGCGGACACAGUACAGGGAUGACCAGAGACUGCGGACACAGUACAGGGAUGACCAGAGACUGCGGACACAGUACAGGAGAUGACCAGAGACUGCGGACACAGUACAGGGAUGACCAGAGACUGCGGACACAGUACAGGAGAUGACCAGAGACUGCGGACAGUACAAGGAUGACCAGAGACUGCGGACAGUACAGGAGAUGACCAGAGACUGCGGACAGUACAGGAGAUGACCAGAGACUGCAGACACAGUACAGGGAUGACCAGAGACUGCGGACAG
Molecule: messenger RNA, 321 nt
Organism: Staurois parvus
Lineage: Eukaryota; Metazoa; Chordata; Amphibia; Anura; Ranidae
Source: the annotation of a GenBank genome assembly